Molecule: messenger RNA, 4306 nt
Organism: Trichoderma atroviride IMI 206040
Lineage: Eukaryota; Fungi; Ascomycota; Sordariomycetes; Hypocreales; Hypocreaceae
Biological process (GO): ubiquitin-dependent protein catabolic process; protein K48-linked ubiquitination
Cellular component (GO): ubiquitin ligase complex; cell division site; cytosol
Molecular function (GO): protein binding; ubiquitin protein ligase activity
Source: RefSeq, a predicted model, not a curated record
CUCCACUGAAAGGCGCCCCCCGAAAAAAAAAAAACAAUAGGGCCCUUUGACGGUCACUCCCCUAAGGAAAUGUUUUCACAGCCGGUAUCACCAACGCCGCCCGGCUUAGCGACGUCGACGGUUUCGCCCUCGCCUUCCAGAACCAGCCGUCUGCGCGGCCUGAGCAUCCUGCGCAACUACACCCACAACCACCUCCUGUCGCGUGACAACAGCCAUCACGCCGCCAACAACAGCAGCAGCGGCGGCAGCUCGCCCGCGACAAGCCAGUCUGGCAACGGCCUGACCCGGUCUGUGAGCUACUCGCCAGGCGCCACGACGACGACAACUACAACCACCACCACCACCACAAACGCCGGCCCCAACCGUUUAACUUUGGUGGCUACAUCUCCCGAAGCGGCCAGGGCAUCGCAGACAAGAGCCGCCAACUCCUCGUCGGCCCCCUCUUCCCCUACUGCCGCUCAGGGGGACUCUUCUUCUUCAUCCUCCGCUUCAUCUCCCGCAGAGACUCCCGCCGACGAGCACGCAGCAAUGGCGAGAGGCAACGAAACCGGUUCUGGCUCUGCUGACAUCCAGCCGUCCAUUCGCUUCUCCGCGUACUACGACCCUCGUUCCGCCAGACCCUCGCUGUCAUUCCCGCCCAUCUCCAGAACGCUCUCCAACGGCACCGAAGUCAUCCGCGUUGGGCGAUACUCGGAGCGUGAUAACCAUGCUCUAGCCAGUGUGGCCGGCAACCAAGCUUCUGCGGCGCCAGUAGGCUUCAAGAGCAAGGUCGUCAGUCGACGACACUGCGAGUUCUGGUACGAGAAUGGGAAAUGGUUCAUCAAGGACGUCAAGAGCUCGUCUGGCACCUUUCUUAACCACAUCAGACUCAGCCCGCCUUCGCAGGAGAGCAAGGCAUUUCCUGUCAAUGACGGAGACAUCGUCCAGCUAGGCAUUGACUUCAAGGGCGGCGAGGAGAUGAUUUUCCGCUGUGUCAAGAUGAGACUGGAGCUGAACCGCGGGUGGCAGACCAAGCCGAAUACGUUCAACAUGGCUGCCCACAAGCGACUACGCACCAUGGCAUCAAAUGGAGGAGCUUCAGCGUCAGGCUCCAGCUCUCAGGACUGCUCCAUUUGCCUCAAUUCGAUUGCGCCCUGCCAAUCUCUAUUCGUCGCUCCCUGCUCUCAUACGUGGCACUUCAAGUGCGUGCGUGCCUUACUCACAUCACCUCAAUAUCCCAUCUUCAUCUGCCCCAAUUGCCGCGCAGGUGCCGACCUGGAAGCCGAUGUCGAGGAACCCACAGAAGAGUGGCAGAACAUGGAUGACUUUGAGGAGCCCGAGCAGCCCGAGCAGCCGGUGCUCGCUACGAUUGUCCAUGCAACUGUUCCCGAUAUUGAAGAAGAAGCCGCAUCCCCUUUCGCCUCACCGAUAGACGAUCCAGUAGAGGCGACGGUGCAGGAAACAGAUGCCAUGGACGUGACCGUCAACAUCACUUCGGCCGCCAGUCCCACAAGCAGCCCGACGGCACUACAUGCCACCUCCGAGCCGUUGCCUAUUAGGGGUGCUGGACGGGCUAGUCAUUUGCGAGAUAGCGGAACUCCGUCGCCACCAAGCGGCGGGGCAGAGGGAAUCAUCACACCGAGAAACAAUGCUGGGCCAUGGGUCUUUGACGGCAGAGCAGGCCGACAACCGGCCAACGGCACGGCUGAGAUGACGAGCCUCGAUUCGGCGGCAGAGGCUGACACCACCACACAUGAGUCUAGCGACGAUGCUGCCAGCCGAUAGCAGAGGCCCCAGCUUCGAGUUUAAACUAAACCAAAAAAGAAAGAAAAAAAAAAGGGCAAGAAACAAUACAUAAUAAAAGUACCGUGUCGAGCAUCAGUCUACUCUUUUUUUUUUUCGCUGUAUAUGGGGCAAAGAGGCGCUUCAAACUUUGGGGGCUAAUAACUGGGUUUUCGACUUUGUGUCUCAUGUUAAUUCUCUGCUACUACUACUGGCAUUGGCAUUUGGGAGGGGGCAAGCUCAACGCCCAUAUUGCGUCAUAACCGGGAACUUGGACAUUGUGUGUAUUGGUCUGGCUCUCUUUGUUUCCGGUGGUCUUAAUUCUUCCAAUCUUUUCUUUUUCCUUCUUUUCCCUUUUACGUGCGUUCUUUAUAGUAUGGAGUGUGGCGCGAAUUCUCCAUAAACCAUGGCGGCAUAUAUGCUUUGCAGGUUGUUCUCUUUUUUCUUUUUUUUUCUUUUUUUUACUUUUUCUCUGGCGUAUGGCGUCAGGAAUCAAGCAUUUGAUGGCUUUGCUUCUUCACUUUUCGAUCCGCGAAAACAAAUAUCUUUCGGGAGUAUGAAGAACGAAGCGAAACGGGAAAGGGAAAGGGUAUAUAAGGAAAGGAAAGGGUGAGAAGGGAGGAAUGGAGAGGAAAGCGUCCUCUUGUUUUUAUUUUGUUAAAGCAUUGAGCAAACUUAGCGCGGGUUUAUGGCUAGAAGCUACAAUUGUGAUUUCCCUUUAUAUUCUCUUCUCUCAGAGAUGUCUUUAAAUACUUAUUUUGUGUUUCUCUGGGCGUUUUUGGGUGUUUCUGAAUGACUGCGGCUGGUCUAGAUCGCUGUGCCUUUUGUUGCCCUUCGCGGUAUUUACUGAUAGGGAGCACAUACCUUGACUUUGAUUCAUCGCGGCAUAUCACAGCUGGGAUUAUCCUUUACGCUGCUUGAAGGGGGCGUUGUAAGCUAAACAAGCUUAGGAUUAUACAAACGAUGGCAACAAGUGGCAUUUGAGCGGCUUCGUUCUUGCGGUGAAGGAAAAAAAAUGGAAUUCAUGGCAUUGUCUCGGCCUUUUUUUUUUGGUCACUGCUCUUGUGAUGAGAACCAAAACCGGAGCUGUGAGAUGAUGUCAGUCUGGAAGGCUAUUGGCGGCUGGAACUUUGAUUGGAGGGGGGCGUGUGAGAAAGAGGGCUUUGCAGGUACCUUGCACGUACCGGAACUUUUAGAAAGAAUUUCAAAUGCAAGGGAGCGUUCUUUUUUUUGUUAUUGGAUGGUUACUUGGCGGGCUUUUUUGAGCAGGUUUGUCGGAAAUGAAGGGUCUGGGGCGUUGAGGUUAAGAGUGGCGGUCGGUGUUGACUAGCAUUUGAUUCACUUGAUGAUGGGAUUGAAUAAGGCUUGACAAAUUGUAUAGCGUGAUUCAUGAGUAAUGUUGCAUUUUGCUUUAUGAAACCGAUAAGCAAAUGCAUUGGAAAUGCAAAUACUCUACAAUGCUCUGCUGAGAGCAUUCAAAUGCCCAGCAUUCAUUCGCCGCCGUCCGUCCCGGUCGGAGCUCCGGCGCCGCGAUGAUCCGACCUAUCGCCGAGAGAAAAAGUGACGGCACCACAAUUUUCCUGGUGUGCCCGCCGUCAACCACCAAUUCCGGCGAACUUGCAACUUUGCUUCGGCUUUACGUCGCCUUUUCUUUCUUCUUUCAGCGACACCCCUCACUCUCUAUCGUUUUCUUUCACAAUAGGCGCGUAGGGGAAUAUACACAAUGCUGCGACAAUUUGCGGCUCGGUUGCAGCCGCGGGCGGCAAAGGCCCAUGGAACUUCGAGGUUGCUGAGUGGGCAUAGCUUUGGUGGUCUCAAGACUAAGGUGCCGAGACGGUCUUUGGCGACGGUGGCUGUGGAGGGGAUACCAAAGGAACCUACAGAAUUGGACGAAAUCACAACGCUACCGAAUGGACUGCGGGUUGCUUCAGAAGCUCUGCCGGGCUCGUUUUCCGGAGUCGGAGUAUACGUUGAAGCUGGGUCCCGAUUCGAAAAUGACUCCCUGCGAGGCGUAUCCCACAUCAUGGAUCGAUUGGCCUUCAAAUCCACCUCGAAGCACUCUGCGGACGAAAUGCUCGGCCGCGUGGAAACCCUCGGCGGAAACAUCCAGUGCGCAUCUUCACGGGAGAGCAUGAUGUACCAGGCGGCCACGUUCAACAGCGCGGUGCCGGAGACUGUUGCGCUGCUGGCGGAGACGAUUCGCGACCCGAACAUCACGGAGGAGGAGGUGGCCGAGCAGAUUGAGACGGCGCGGUAUGAGAUUGCGGAGAUUUGGAGUAAGCCCGAGUUGAUUCUGCCGGAGCUGGUGCACACGGCUGCGUUUAAGGAUAAUACGCUGGGGAACCCGUUGCUGUGUCCGGAGGAGAGGCUGGAGAGCAUUGAUAGGGAUACGGUGAAGCUGUAUAGGGAUCUGUUUUACCGUCCGGAGAGAAUGGUGCUGGCGUUUGCGGGGGUGGAUCACGGCACUGCUGUGAAGUUGGCAGAAGAGCACUUUGGAGGUAUGAAUGCCUUGCCGAGGACAGGCUCAGAAACAAGCGUGAGCUCU